AUGUUGGCGGAGGAAACUGAGGACCACGGAUCCUACAACGGAAACCACGAUUUCAACUGGCAUAAGCAAAUCUGGUCUCUUAAGUGUUCACCAAAAACAAAACUAUUCCUAUGGAAAGCGGUACACAAUGCCUUACCUGUAGGGGAAAAUCUGUCAUGUCGCACUGCUCUCGACCCUAUGAAGUGCCCUCAUUGUGAAGCCGAGGAGACAACCUUACACCUCUUUUUUCAAUGCCCUUUUGCAAAGACCAUCUGGGAUUUGGUCCCUUUCCGAGAACAAUCUGCGGUGAGAGAAGUCCUUUCUUUCACAGGCGGACUAGAGCUGGUAAACAACCUUACAUGCUUACCUCCUUUGGGAGUGGGAAACGGCCCCUUAGCCCCCUGGCUCCUCUGGGUGAUUUGGACAUCACGAAACCAGAUGAUUUUUAACAAGAGGCAUAUAUCCGUACAGGAAGCCCUGGUAACAACAAUUUGUCGAGCCCGUGAGUGGCAGGAGGCUCAAAUCUCCCCGGCUCACAACCUGACAACACCCCAACCGACCCAUAUCCCACAGGCCCCUCCGAGUGGUUCCAUUUGCUGCACUGAUGCCUCUUGGAAGGAAGACGGACGGGCUGGAAUCGGAUGGAUCUGCAGAAAUCAUCACGAUCGAAUCAUCUUCGAAGGAUCUGCACUUUUAUCUGCGGUCGCUUCACCGUUGGUCGCCGAAGGCAAGGCAACUCUUGCAGCGGUGAGAGUUGCAAUUGCAUUGGGUACCAUCGACAUUCUCUUUGCUUCUGACUCGCUAAUCCUAGUCAAAGCCCUUAACCAGAAGACUCCACACAAGGAUCUUCACGGGAUUACUCAUGAUAUCCUGAAUUUAUCUGUUUGUUUCAAUGUCUGCUGUUUCCGUUUUAUCUCUCAAUCGAGUAAUCGCUAG
Molecule: messenger RNA, 915 nt
Organism: Camelina sativa (false flax)
Lineage: Eukaryota; Viridiplantae; Streptophyta; Magnoliopsida; Brassicales; Brassicaceae
Molecular function (GO): nucleic acid binding; RNA-DNA hybrid ribonuclease activity
Source: RefSeq, a predicted model, not a curated record